Pygocentrus nattereri (red-bellied piranha) is the source of this 2034-nucleotide messenger RNA. It is a transcript of the gene gnb5a, whose product is annotated as guanine nucleotide binding protein (G protein), beta 5a. Gene Ontology annotation, cellular component: heterotrimeric G-protein complex; cytoplasm. Gene Ontology annotation, molecular function: protein binding; signaling receptor complex adaptor activity. Gene Ontology annotation, biological process: G protein-coupled receptor signaling pathway; G protein-coupled dopamine receptor signaling pathway. The coding region runs from base 184 to 1245 and encodes 353 amino acids. The record is from RefSeq and is a predicted model, not a curated record. Lineage: Eukaryota; Metazoa; Chordata; Actinopteri; Characiformes; Serrasalmidae. The transcript is spliced from 11 exons.
CACGGCAGCUGCGUCAGCUGUUGCCUUUCUAACAUCCCUCUCUCUCAGGACUCCCCCUCUCCCUCUCUCUCUCUCUCUCUCUCUCUCUCUCUCUCUCUGUUUCUCUGUUUAUCUCUCUCUGUCUCUCCAUCGGAAAAUAAUAACCCAGCGCGUGCAGGUGAGGCGAAUUUUCCUUUGGCAAAAAUGGCUGCACAGGAGGUGCAGCCUAGCGAGACCAUAGCCAAGCUGAAAUCGGAGUCGGAGGCGCUGAAGACCAAGCUGGAGGAGGAGAGAGCCAAACUGCACGAUGUGGAGCUGCACCAAGUGGCAGAAAAGGUGGAUCCCCUGGGGCAGUUCGUCAUGAAGACGAGGAGAACCCUGAAGGGUCACGGGAACAAAGUGCUCUGCAUGGACUGGUGUAAAGACAAGAGGAGGAUUGUGAGCUCCUCUCAGGAUGGAAAAGUGAUUGUAUGGGAUGCAUUUACAACCAACAAGGAACAUGCAGUGACCAUGCCGUGCACAUGGGUGAUGGCCUGUGCGUACGCCCCAUCUGGGUGUGCAGUAGCCUGUGGUGGUCUUGACAACAAGUGUUCAGUUUACCCAUUAUCCCUGGACAAGAACGAAAACCUGGCAGCUAAGAAGAAGUCAGUGGCCAUGCACACCAAUUACCUGUCUGCCUGCAGCUUCACCAACUCAGACAUGCAGAUUCUGACAUCGAGUGGUGAUGGAACCUGUGCACUGUGGGAUGUGGAGAGUGGGCAGCUGCUGCAGAGUUUUCAUGGUCAUGCAGCUGAUGUACUCUGCCUGGACCUUGCCCCCUCUGAGACCGGCAACACCUUUGUCUCUGGGGGCUGUGAUAAGAAGGCGAAUGUAUGGGACAUGCGCUCGGGGCAGUGCAUCCAGUCAUUUGAGACACAUGAGUCAGAUAUUAACAGCGUGCGAUACUAUCCUAGUGGGGAUGCCUUUGCCUCUGGCUCUGAUGAUGCUACUUGUCGUCUCUAUGACCUGAGGGCAGACAGAGAAGUGGCAAUCUAUUCCAAGGAGAGCAUCAUAUUUGGGGCUUCCAGUGUAGACUUCUCUCUCAGUGGCCGGCUGCUGUUUGGUGGCUACAAUGACUACACCAUCAACGUUUGGGAUGUUCUGAAAGGAACUCGUGUGUCCAUUUUAUUUGGACAUGAGAACCGAGUCAGUACACUCCGUGUUUCUCCAGAUGGGACAGCGUUCUGCUCAGGGUCGUGGGACCACACUUUACGGGUUUGGGCCUGAGGACUGAUAAUCAGGUGAAGUGUGUUAACUGCGAGGUGCUGUCUGGCUUCAUCAUCAACAUCAAGAUUCACUACAACAUCUAGAAACUCGUGGCGUGUGGGAUUAAAAAGAAAUGCACAGUAGAGUAGAACAGGGUCGAGAAGGACAGUAGUUUAUACUCAGACAUACAGACCAGAGCACAAGCCUGUUUGCUUAUUUUGUUAAAAAUAUACAGGAUCAUAAGCAGGUUUUUGGCCUAAAGCACUGUACAUACAACAUCUACAGUAUAUGACCCUCUGUCCUGGUUCAUUUAUACCAACAUUUCUGUAAUAAAAGCUGGUCCUCUCCUUGCAAACUCCUGUAUUCACCCAUUACAUCUUAUGAUCUUGUUCAGGGCAUCCGACUGAAUAAACCCAUAUUCUGUAGAUAUACAAUAUAACUCAGUUAACAUAUCUAAACUGAAUCUUUGUUCUUUGUUAAUUCAGUCUUAAGGCUGAAUGCUGAAGGCUGUUUGUAGGAGGCUGGUGUACUGAGUUGAAACUCAAAUGAUUUAUAGUUUCAGAGUCUAUUUGACUAGCAAAUCAGCCAGCUGAAAUAACAGAGGGAUUUUUGUGCUGAUUGCUACUCUAAUAUGCAGACAAUCCAUACUCAGUUGAAAUUCUAUAAUAUCAUGUGCUCUCUGGUAUUUAUAUAUAGGUCUGAUGGUAAUAUUUGCACUAUAGUAACAGUUACUACUGUAGCGGAGUGUAUAUAUCAUAAUAACUGUCCACUAUAAUAGUAUCAUCCAAAAUAAAUGAGUUUUACAAAUGA